Molecule: messenger RNA, 831 nt
Organism: Prunus armeniaca (apricot)
Lineage: Eukaryota; Viridiplantae; Streptophyta; Magnoliopsida; Rosales; Rosaceae
Source: the annotation of a GenBank genome assembly
AUGCUGAGAGUCGCGGGAAGAAGGCUUUCAUCUUCUGCAGUGGCUUGGAGGUCGUCGCAGACAACCCCAGCCUUUGUUGCUGGAUCUCAUCCGCUUUUCAAUAACAACGACGACUCUUCCUCCGAUGGCCCUUCCAGAUCCCCCAAUCAAUUUUUCUUCCAUUCCCAUUUUCCAUCUCUAAUCAGAGGAUUUUCCUCUGAAGCCCUUGCUCCUGGACAUGAUAUUGGUCUUAUCUCAGAAAUCCCAGCUACUGUGGCAGCUGUGAAGAAUCCUUCUUCAAAAAUUGUAUAUGAUGAGUACAACCAUGAAAGAUAUCCACCUGGUGACCCCAGCAAGCGGGCAUUUGCUUAUUUCAUCUUGACAGGUGGCAGAUUUGUGUAUGCCUCCUUGAUUCGGCUUCUGGUCCUCAAGUUUGUACUGAGCAUGUCUGCCAGCAAAGAUGUCCUUGCCCUUGCUUCCCUUGAGGUUGAUCUGUCCAGCAUUGAGCCUGGUACUACUGUUACUGUGAAGUGGAGAGGGAAGCCUGUUUUUAUUAGGCGCAGGACAGAAGAUGACAUCAAGUUGGCUAAUAGUGUAGAUGUUCAGUCCCUUCGUGACCCCCAACAGGAUGCAGAGAGGGUUAAGAAUCCAGAAUGGCUUGUUGUUGUUGGGGUCUGCACUCACUUAGGAUGCAUCCCCUUGCCAAAUGCUGGUGAUUUUGGUGGUUGGUUUUGCCCAUGCCAUGGUUCGCACUACGACAUUUCUGGCAGGAUCCGCAAGGGACCUGCACCAUACAAUCUAGAGGUACCCACUUACAGUUUUUUGAGCGAGAACAAGCUGCUGGUUGGAUGA